AGGAAAGAAGAAGAAGAAGAGCGCGUGCGCGUUGUCACAGUCAGACUGAAAAUAUGGCAGACUCAAACUUAUUAAAAAAACAGGUUCCGUUGUAUUUAGUCGACGGACAGGUGAUUAAACAGGGCGCUGAAGCCCGUGUGUAUCGUAGUACAUUUUUGGGCAGGUCCGUUAUUAUAAAAGAGAGAUUCCCAAAGUUAUAUCGCCAUCCUUCACUCGACGAGAAACUGACAAGACGCAGAACCGCGCAGGAGGUGCGAUCAAUAUUACGCUGCAGGAGGGCAGGUAUCAACGCACCUGUUGUGUAUUUUGUUGACCACAACACCCAUUGCAUUUUUCUGGAAGAUAUCGUGCACUCUGUAUCUGUACGAGAUCACAUCGUAUCAGCUCAAGCAUCAGGACAAGACACAGAGCAUCUCCAAACUCUAGCUGACAAGAUCGGUCAAGUCCUGGCACAGAUGCAUGAUGAGGACGUUAUACACGGUGACCUGACAACCUCCAACAUGCUUCUGGCCGGUGGAGCUGAGCAAAAAAACAUCAAUCUGGUUAUGAUUGACUUUGGCUUGAGUUACAUAUCUGCCCUGCCUGAAGAUAAAGGCGUUGACUUGUAUGUGUUAGAGAAAGCUUUUCUCAGCACUCACCCUAACACAGAGACUUUAUUUGAGAGAUUGUUAAAAAGUUACAGCGCUUCAUCUAAAAAGGCCCCUGUGGUCAUGAAGAAACUGGAUGAGGUCCGGUUGAGAGGACGGAAGAGGUCUAUGAUCGGCUAACUCUGCAUCUCAUGUUUUGUCAACUGGUAUUUCAAAUCUAAAGUAUUAAAUGCAGUUUGAUUUUGGAAAAUAUGGACAUCAUCACUAAAGUAAAUUACAUUUAUAUAACACAGGUGCAUUCUUUGUAGCACACUUAUCAGAACAAAAUAAAUUAUUUAAAUUUA
Misgurnus anguillicaudatus (oriental weatherfish) is the source of this 931-nucleotide messenger RNA. It is a transcript of the gene tp53rk, whose product is annotated as TP53 regulating kinase. Gene Ontology annotation, biological process: protein phosphorylation. Gene Ontology annotation, cellular component: nucleus; cytosol; EKC/KEOPS complex. Gene Ontology annotation, molecular function: ATP binding; protein serine/threonine kinase activity. The record is from RefSeq and is a predicted model, not a curated record. Lineage: Eukaryota; Metazoa; Chordata; Actinopteri; Cypriniformes; Cobitidae.